CGCGGCUGCGGGCCGCCAUGGAGCCCAGCCUGGCCGCGGCGUGGCCACAAGAUCCCAGUUGGCGGCUACACCAUGCCCCUCAGCCCCUUCCGGCGCCUCCUCCUUGCCGCUUUGCUGCUGGUGAUCGUCUGGACCCUCUUUGGGCCUUCGGGCAUCGGGGAGGAGCUGCUGAGCCUCUCCCUGGCCUCCUGGCUCCCAGCCCCGGCCUCGCCCGGCCCGCCCCUGGCCCUGCCCCGCCUCUUGAUCCCCAACCGGGAGGCCUGCGGCGGUCCCGGAGCUCCCCCCUUCCUGCUAAUCCUGGUGUGCACAGCCCCGGAGAACCUGCAGCAGAGAAAUGCCAUCCGGGCCUCGUGGGGCGGUCUGCGUGAGGCCCGGGGGCUCAGGGUGCAGACGCUCUUCCUGCUGGGAGAACCCAAUUGGCCGCAACCGGCGUGGGGCUCCCACGGGCACGACCUGGCAUGGGAGUCCGCCACGCAGGGGGAUAUCCUACAGGCAGCCUUCCAGGACUCCUACCGAAACCUCACCCUCAAAACCCUCAGUGGGCUUAAUUGGGCUGACAAACACUGCCCCUUGGCCCGCUACAUCCUCAAAACAGACGAUGAUGUGUAUGUCAAUGUCCCGGAACUGGUAUCCGAACUGGUUCUGCGAGGGGGCCGUUGGGAGCAAUGGGAGAGGGUUGAGGAGUCCCAGAGGAGGGCUGCACAUGAAGACAAAACGUGGGAGGGCAGCCUGGCCCCGGGUGCCAAGGCCACACCUCUCCUGUACCUAGGCCGGGUGCACUGGAGGGUGAAUCCCUCUCGGCUGCCAGGGGGCCGCCACCACGUAUCAGAGAAGCAAUGGCCUCACACCUUGGGCCCCUUUCCGCCCUAUGCCUCAGGCACGGGGUACGUGCUGUCCGCUUCUGCCGUCCAGCUCAUUCUGAGGGUGGCCAGCCGGGCACCCCCUCUCCCGCUGGAGGACGUCUUUGUGGGGGUAAGUGCUCGACGAGGCGGCCUUGCCCCAACCCACUGUGUCAGGCUGGCUGGUGCUACCCACUACCCACUGGACCGCUGCUGCUAUGGCAAGUUCCUGCUGACCUCCCACAAGCUGGACCCCUGGGAGAUGCAGGAAGCCUGGAAGCUGGUGGGCGGCUCUGAUGGGGAAAGGAAUGCGCCCUUCUGCUCCUGGCUCCAGGGGGCCCUGGGCAUACUGCGGUGUCGGGUCAUGGCCUGGCUCCACAGCUGAGUGUAGCUGGGGCCGCGAAAGAGGAGAGAGCCGUGGUAGGGCCCGGGCCAGCCUAAGGCUGGGGCCCUCGCUGGCUGCGGCUGUUGUGUGUUCACAGUAGACCCUGGUCUGUCACCAAAGACGGGUGUAGGAGAUACCUAGGGCCCUGGCUGACCAGCCCCAAAGAUGGUGUUCAGUGAGAGAAAAAACCGCUGGAGCUGUUUCUCCCAGUCAGGGCAGGAGAGGGGCAUGAGCCCCUCAAUAAACUUGUCUCUCCACCUCUCCAAGUGCAGUGUGGUCUUCACCAGGACUCCUGGAACCCAGAGGCUGCCAGGCCUGCUGGAUGGAAAGGACAUCUGCAGGGACAGGGGAGAGGGGAGGGCCUCUCUGGGAAGGUCUCUAGAACGCAAGGCUAAGGGGGCCAGUGCUGUGGUGCAGCGGGUGAAGCUGCUGGCUGCAGUCCUGACAUCCCAUACGGGCGCUGUUCGAGUCCCGGCUGCUCCACUUACGAUCCAGCUCCUUGCUGAUACACCUGGAAAAGCAGCAAAGGUGGCCCGAGUGCUUGGGCCCCUGCAACCACAUGGAAGACCUGGCUUCUGGCUUCAGCCUGGUCCAGCCCUGGCUAUUGUGGCCACUGAGGAAUGACCCAGCAAAUGGGAGAUUUCUCUCUUGUUUUCUUUGUAACUCUGCCUUUCAAAUUAAAAAACAGACAAAAAAAAAAAAAAAAAAAAAAAAACUUUAAGGCCAUAGCAACCACAGGGGAUAGGGGAGAGAUGGAGGCAGGGCCCUGUGACCC
This is a messenger RNA of Lepus europaeus (European hare), 1999 nucleotides long. It is a transcript of the gene B3GALT4, whose product is annotated as beta-1,3-galactosyltransferase 4. The coding region runs from base 73 to 1224 and encodes 383 amino acids. Gene Ontology annotation, cellular component: membrane. Lineage: Eukaryota; Metazoa; Chordata; Mammalia; Lagomorpha; Leporidae. The transcript has 2 exons. Gene Ontology annotation, molecular function: N-acetyl-beta-D-glucosaminide beta-(1,3)-galactosyltransferase activity. The record is from RefSeq and is a predicted model, not a curated record.